AUGCCAGUCGACGAAUCUUCGCCGGCCGGGAAAACCGUUUGUGUCACCGGAGCCGGUGGAUACAUCGCUUCUUGGAUUGUUAAAUCACUUCUUGAAAGGGGCUACACCGUCAAAGGAACCGUACGGAAUCCAGAUGAUCCAAAGAAUACACAUUUGAGAGAACUUGAAGGAGCAAAAGAGAGAUUGAUUCUAUGCAAAGCAGAUCUUCAGGACUACGAGGCUCUUAAGGCGGCGAUUUCUGGCUGCGACGGCGUCUUUCACACGGCUUCUCCGGUCACUGACGAUCCCGAGCAAAUGGUGGAGCCGGCCGUGAACGGAGCAAAAUUUGUAAUUAACGCUGCGGCUGAAACCCAGGUCAAGCGCGUGGUCAUCACCUCCUCGAUCGGUGCCGUCUACAUGGACCCGAACCGUGACCCCGACGCGGUCGUUGACGAAACUUGUUGGAGUGAUCUUGAGUUCUGCAAAAACACCAAGGUAAAUUAA
Molecule: messenger RNA, 483 nt
Organism: Arabis nemorensis
Lineage: Eukaryota; Viridiplantae; Streptophyta; Magnoliopsida; Brassicales; Brassicaceae
Source: the annotation of a GenBank genome assembly